CAGGACGUGUUGGAAGACGAAGAAUUGCAUAUGGAUCGGAUGUUCAAAUUAUCUCUGGUUCAAGAUCUCGUUCAGGGUAUCCACUACAUCCACAACAGCAAUGUUCACUACCAUGGAAACUUGAAGACAUCUAACUGUGUCGUCGACAGUCGGUUCGUACUCAAGUUAACCGACUUCGGUAUCGAAUCUCUCAAGAGAUGUGACGAUGCCGACGCUGACGAUCCGAAUAUUGCUUAUAAGAAACUGUUAUGGACGGCUCCUGAACUCCUGAGGGCGAGUGAGUGUGCCGACCUCCAAACGUACUACGUCCAGCAAAAAGGGGAUGUCUACAGUUUUGCAAUCAUCUGCCAAGAAAUAAUUCUUCGUAACGGAUCAUUUUAUGUGGAGAACGAAGCGUUCGAAAUGGUGCCGAUGACUCCGAAAGAAAAAGUCCUGAAAGUAAAGUCCCACCCCUCACCUCCCAACCCCCCAUUUCGACCGACCCUGCCGGAAACGCACGACUGCCCCACAGCCCUGACCAACCUCAUCAAGCAGGGCUGGGCCGAAGACCCAAAGCAGAGGCCCGAUAUCAGAGCUAUUAAGAAUAGCAUUAGGAGUAUCAAUAGAGAGGCAGGUUGUUCGGGCAACUUGGUGGACAACCUACUGGUCCGUCUGGAAAACUACGCCAGAAACUUGGAAGAACAAGUGAAGGACAGAACAGCCGAUUACUUGGAAGAGAAGAAAAGGGCAGAGGAUUUGCUCUACCGCAUGUUGCCGCAAUCAGUAGCUCAGAUUUUGAUGAGGGGCGAGAAAGUUGAGGCUGAGAAGUUCGAGAGUGUGACCAUCUACUUCAGCGACAUCUGCGGCUUCACGAAACUCUCGUCUGACAGUACACCGAUACAGGUGGUCGUUCAUCUACUGAAUGAUUUGUACACAACUUUCGACGCCAUUAUCGAAAAGUGGGACGUCUACAAGGUGUUUAAUGUUUUUUUAAGUUUCUUUGUUUAA
Helobdella robusta is the source of this 987-nucleotide messenger RNA. RefSeq lists its product as hypothetical. NCBI's taxonomy places the organism in Eukaryota, Metazoa, Annelida, Clitellata, Rhynchobdellida, Glossiphoniidae. The annotation marks the transcript as partial. Gene Ontology annotation, biological process: cGMP biosynthetic process; intracellular signal transduction; protein phosphorylation. The record is from RefSeq and is a predicted model, not a curated record. The transcript is spliced from 8 exons. Gene Ontology annotation, molecular function: ATP binding; guanylate cyclase activity; protein kinase activity.